Messenger RNA from Cuscuta epithymum, 3446 nucleotides. The record is from the annotation of a GenBank genome assembly. Lineage: Eukaryota; Viridiplantae; Streptophyta; Magnoliopsida; Solanales; Convolvulaceae.
UGUAUCUAAUACUUAUCCUCUUUUUUUAAGAGCUUAUUACGAGUAACAUAAAAUUGCUUUCCUCUUGGGGGCCUGAAGGUUGCCAGAAUGGAACACUUACAAUUGAUGCUCCCGUAGGCGAUAUCCAUCGAUAGGAAGAUGCAGAAGGGGACGAUUGACAUGAAGGGUUUCCGAUGGUGGGCGGUUAAGCUAAUCGGUUUGGUACCGGAAAGGGUUGAAAAUGGGUGAUAAAAGAAUGAAGAAUCAUAUCAAGGGCGUAGUGGGGGAUCCAAAUUCCAUACAGUGGUUGUACUCACAUCUCUCAAAGACCAGUGGAAAAACACGCCUCCAAGUUGGGAGAAAUCAGACGAUCCUUGUGGAGGAUCCUGGGAAGGAGUAGCCUGCAAAAACUCUAGGGUUACUGCAUUGUGAGGGACCUUUCCUCAGUAUAUAUCUUUGACUAAGUUUAGCAGACGCUAUUUUAUGUCAUAACUUGUCCGUUGUGCUGUUUCUACUACCUGAGACCUGUCAUUUAACCGAGACCUCACAGGCUCUAUCUCUGUAAGGAUUGGAGAUCUGCAUAAACUAAGCAUAUUGAUUCUUGCUGGGUGUAGCUUUAGUGGCAGCAUACCUGUUGAUCUUGGAAAACUUUCAGAUUUGUCCUUCUUAGCACUCAACUCAAAUAACUUCACUGGUGAAAUUCCAGCAUCUUUGGGUAAUCUAUCCAAACUCUACUGGCUGGACCUGGCUGAUAAUCAGUUGACUGGAUCUCUCCCUGUUUCGACAUUCAAAAAUCCGGGACUGGAUCUUCUUAGAAAGGCAAAACACUUCCAUUUCAACAAAAACCAGCUUUCGGGCACAAUUCCUGCUGAAUUGUUUAGCACUAACAUGGUGCUCAAACAUAUGUAAGUCAAGAUACCAGACCCAUCAUCGAACUAACCCCUUGAUUCCCCUGUAUCUCUUAUCAUCAAAGGUUCUGUAUGGUAAACUGUUUGAUGGGAAUCAAUUUAGUGGGAGUAUACCAUCCACAAUAGGACUAGUUCAGACAAUUGAGGUUCUCCGGCUUGAUAGAAAUUUCCUUAAUGGUAGUAUCCCUUUGAAUCUCAACAAUCUGACAAGCACGAUAGAAUUAAACAUGGCACAUAACAAGCUGUCUGGCUCACUACCUGACCUGAAUGGAAUGAACUCUCUUAAUUACUUGGAUUUGAGUAACAAUUCCUUGCAGCAGUCAGAAGCUCCCGUCUAGUUUUCAACUCUACGAUCACUUACAACUCUGGUGAUCGAAUAUGGCUCACUUCAGGGACCAGUACCUCAGGAACUUUUCAGUUUCCCCCAGAUUCAACAACUGAAGCUUCGGAACAAUGCCUUUAAUGAGACUUUGAAUAUGGGCAGUAGCAUAAGUCACCGAUUGCAACUCGUGGAUUUCCAAAACAAUGAGAUAUCAUCAGUAACCCUUGGCUCAGGGUACAGAAAGACAGUGAUAUUAAGAGGGAACCCAGUUUGCACCUCCCCACUUGCUAAAACUGACUAUUGUCAGCUUCAGCAACAAGCUGCAACCCCGUACUCUACCAGUCUAGCCAACUGCGGAAGCAAAUCAACUUGUUCCUCUGAUAAAAAACUUAGCCCGCAAAGUUGUGACUGUGCGUACCCAUAUGAAGGAACAUUAUACUUCAGGGCACCCUCCUUCAGGGAGUUGUCCAAUGUUGAAUUGUUCCAGUCUCUUGAAAUGAGUCUUUGGCUAAAAUUAGGACUCAGCCCUGGCUCAGUCUUUCUGACGAACCCCUUUAUCAACAUGGAUGACUAUCUUCUGGUGCAUGUAGAACUCUUUCCAUCUGCAGGAAUGUAUUUCAAUAGGUCAGAAGUUCAGAGGAUUGGAUUUUUCUUAAGUAAUCAGACAUUUAAGCCACCUCCGAAAUUCGGGCCUUACUAUUUCAUAGCAUCUCCUUACACUUUUCCAGCUAAGCAUGGUGGAACAUCCAUAAUAAGCUCAAGGCUGAUGAUUCUCGGAGUAACUGUUGGUUGUGCGUUUUUGGUUCUGUUGCUCACUGGUUUGGGAGUUUAUGCAGUUCAGCAAAAGAAACGUGUUGAAAGAGCAAUUGAACUGAUAAGACCUUUUGCAUCUUGGGCUCCAAGCAACAAAGACAGCUGUGGCAUACCCCAGCUUAAAGGGGCGAGAUGGUUCUCUUAUGAUGAACUCAAGAAAUGCACAAAUGACUUUGCUCAGAGCAAUGAGGUUGGUUCCGGGGGAUAUGGCAAGGUGUAUAGAGGAAUACUCUCAUGUGGGCAAGUGGUGGCCAUUAAAAGAGCUCAACAUGGAUCAAUCCAGGGGGGACUAGAGUUCAAAACUGAAAUCGAAUUACUUUCUCGGGUACAUCACAAGGACCUUGUUGGUCUUGUGGGAUUUUGUUUUGAACAAGGAGAACAAAUGUUGGUGUAUGAAUUUAUGUCAAAUGGAAGCUUAAGGGCAUGUUUGUCAGGGAAGAGAGGCAUUAACAUUGAUUGGAAGAGGAGACUUGGCAUAGCUCUUGGUUCAGCCAGAGGAUUAGCUUAUCUACACGACCUAGCUAAUCCUCCCAUUAAUCAUGGAGAUGUGAAAUCCACAAAUAUUCUACUGGAUGAGAACUUAACAGCUAAGGUUGCUGAUUUUGGCAUGUCCAAGCUUGUAAGUGCCGCCACAAAAGGACAUGUAUCCACACAAGUCAAAGGCACAUUGGGUUAUUUGGAUCCGGAAUACUAUAUGAGCGAACAGCCAACGGAGAGAAGUGAUGUAUACAGCUUUGGCGUUGUAAUGCUUGAGUUGAUCACAGCCAAUUGAAAAGGGAAAGUACAUUGUGCCAGAGGUUAAGGCGAACAUCAAGGAUGGGGAGGAACAUGUUGGAUCCCGGUAUAAGAAACGCCAUUGGGACAAACUCCAUAUCUGGAUUGGCAAUGCAGUGCGUGGAAGAAUUAACUGUUGAGCGGCCAACAAUGAGUGAAGGAACUCGAAACCAUCCUCCUCCUAGAUCAGAACCAUGAUGCUGAUGGGCUGAACACAGCAUCCCCCAUGUCAGCUUCCUCCUCUGCCACAUACUUCGGAUCGUCAACAAGAGCCGGUAUCCCCCUUGCACACCCGUACAAAGAUAAUGCCUUCCUUUGAUUAUAGUGGUGUCACAUUCUGAGCAACAAUUGAACCCAAAUGAACCUGCUGCCCUGGACAUUUUGGAUUUAUAUGUCAACCCUGGAGAGAUAUUCUCUCCGUCCUUUAAAACUUUGUUAACUUUCCUUUUUAGAAUAUCCCAAAAAUUUUGCAACUUUUCGUUUGAAUCAACUAAUAUGUAAUUUCUGUUAUUUCUCUUCUCUACAAAAAGAUCAAUCACACAGUUUUUACUUCAUUAUCUUUCGUGUCAGUCAAACUUUACCAAGUUUUAUGAAAUGGAGGGAGUAUGCCAAUAGAUACAAAUAUGUAAUAAUGACUAAUGACAUUUAGC